Molecule: messenger RNA, 1023 nt
Organism: Entrophospora candida
Lineage: Eukaryota; Fungi; Glomeromycota; Glomeromycetes; Entrophosporales; Entrophosporaceae
Source: the annotation of a GenBank genome assembly
GUGAAAGUUACUCUAAAUCAGAAUUAGAAGAAGCUUUAUUAGGAGUUACAAAAGUGGCUGUUGAGAAUGGUUAUAUUGAACCCUUAGCAUGGUUUGGGCCGAGAAGGAGGGAACCUAAAUUAUGUUGGAUACCAGAAAUAGAUGAAGAUGGUUCAACUAAUUUAAAAGAAAACGACCAUUUUAAUUUUGGUGACUUAGAAUCGAUACCAGUUCUAGAAACAUUAGAUGGUAAUCGUUUUUUGCUUUCUAAUCAACGUGAACUUGCAGAAACGCUUAAAUUAAUAAAAGAAGGCGACGUUUUAGUAAUACCUAAUGAAGAGAAGUGGAAAAAUAGCGGGAAAUUUGCUAUCUUGGUGCCAAGUCAAGAUAAUAUUAAUUGCCCUAUUCAUAUAGUUAAAAUAGGAUUUAAAGCAAAGGAAACUAAAAGUAAAGAAUUAGUGAUUGAUAUGACUAACAAAAAAAUAAUUGAACCGGACAACAGAAUGGAAGAAGUUUCAAAUAUAAUGAAGAGCAUUAGUCCUACAAGUCAGUCCGGACAAGAACUAAAAGAGAAAAUGGAAAAGAUUCUGGAAAUUCAAAAGCAAUUAACAAGGUUAUCUGCUAUGGAAAGUGACUGGGAAAGUAUCUUCAUUAUUCAAAAUGCUCUAGAAGAAACUAAAAAAGAAGCACUUGAAUACAUAAGUGAUAAUGGUAAAUCAUGGCUUUUGCAAACGAUAGAAACUUUUUGUCAAUUACAAGAUAAAACAACAAGGUUUCAACUUCAGUUUGAACAAAAAUCGACAAUGAAAGUUAAAGUACGGCAAUCGAAAUUAGUCAAAAGAGAUAAAUCCGAAAUCAUUACUAAUAACUUAACUCCUUCUAAUUUAGAUAAUAAAAGCAAAAAUCUCAAUAGUUACAUUUCUUUCUCGCAAUCACAAGAAAGGCUUCGAAAUGAGUUGGAACGAGAAAUAGCCAAACGAAUUAUAGAUAAACAGGGGAAAGUAAAUCAAGAGGAAGUAGCCAAAAUAAUAAGAUAUCUAGAAG